AUGGGGUCGUUCGGAGACAGCUUCUCAGGCAAGCCGCGGGAGGAUCCCUUGGCCACUUCACUCGCCAGCUGGAAACCGGGUGGUGUUAGUGCUACCGCCACUACAGCCACCGCCUCGGAGCACGCGCCAGGCGUGCCCAUGCACCCCGCAAAAGCUACGACCACCACCACUACCGCUACCGGCAAUAGCGCUACCUCUACCACCACGCAGACGGGUGGGAAGGUCACCGUGUUGGCAGUACCAUCCACACCCACACGCGCGGAGAAGGAGCGAACGGCCAGAAGCAAGGUGCCGCCACCGCCGGUAGUCAUAGUGGAUCUGUUCAAACAGGGUAAGCGCCAAGAAGGGUGUCUGGAUGUGGAUGUGCGGCAGAAGGAGGUGGAUUGGGUUGGGG
Molecule: messenger RNA, 394 nt
Organism: Sphaeroforma arctica JP610
Lineage: Eukaryota; Ichthyosporea; Ichthyophonida
Exons: 1
Source: RefSeq, a predicted model, not a curated record